AUGAGCUCUCAAGAUGAACCACCUGUGAAGAGGCGCGAGUCUCGAUCGGGGACAAGGAAAGUCUCGACCUUGUCAGUGGAACAACUAGAGCGAAAGCGUGCCAACGAUCGAGAAGCUCAGCGGUCCAUUCGUCAACGCACCAAGGGGCAUAUAGAACAACUUGAAGCUCAGGUCGCCACCCUCCAGUCACAGAUUGCGGAGAUGCGGCUCCAAAACGAGCGGUACGAUGAAGUCGUGCAACAUAAUGCCUUUCUGGAGAAUGAAGUGAUCCGAUUGAAGCAUCAAGUUGCUUCUUUGACUGGCCGACCGGAAUUUGCAUCAAAUAACGAACCGAUGGCUCCAUUUCGAAGUGGGUGGUCUUUGGAAGAAGCCCCGAAUAGUGCAUUGCCGAGCAUCCCAACAACGGGGGCAUUGCUACCGCCACACUUCACUACAACAUCCCACACUCAAAGACCCUCGGGUAUUGCAGCAUUGCGUCGAACGUCUCAUCAGCAUGACUGGCAACAGCCAUAUCCGUCCACAAGAUCGCCGUCGCUCGGCGCAGCCUCCAACCCGGAAUUCCAUAAUCGUAUGGAGCCAUACCCCAUAGAUGGUCAAAUGCAUCAAGGACAACCAAUCUGCCCUCCCCAGCAAGAAUCCGAAUCUUCUUUCUCCCAAUUCGCCUACAGCAACCGAUCACUUUCCAUGUCGAGUGCCAGUCCUGUUCCUCAGCCAACCCCCGCCCGAGUCUACCAACCCUCCACAUCAACGUACCCACAACCAAUGCCUCAAUCUCAACAGACGGAUCCGACAUACGAGUAUCCAUGGGUGCCUCCAUCAUGA
Penicillium samsonianum is the source of this 822-nucleotide messenger RNA. RefSeq names its product bZIP transcription factor. The transcript has a single exon. The record is from RefSeq and is a predicted model, not a curated record. Gene Ontology annotation, molecular function: DNA-binding transcription factor activity. Gene Ontology annotation, biological process: regulation of DNA-templated transcription. The coding region runs from base 1 to 822 and encodes 273 amino acids. Lineage: Eukaryota; Fungi; Ascomycota; Eurotiomycetes; Eurotiales; Aspergillaceae.